Ectocarpus siliculosus is the source of this 2298-nucleotide messenger RNA. The record is from the annotation of a GenBank genome assembly. NCBI's taxonomy places the organism in Eukaryota, Phaeophyceae, Ectocarpales, Ectocarpaceae.
AUGCCGUCGAACAAGCAUGCUUCGUACAGCCAUGCGCUCAAGCCUUGCUUGAAGCCCCUUGUGCUGGCUACGGUGAUGAUGGUCACGUCGUGUUCUUCGAGGACACCCGAUGGCUUGAUAGUCGUGUCCAGACACGGCGUCAGGAGACAGUUUCCGAGCUCAACGCACGACUUCAGCAAGUACGCCCCUGGGAAGACCUUCGAGACGGAAGACAAGGACUGGGGUGUGGACGGGUCCAUGGGCGUCCUGACGCAGCACGGCUACGACGCCGCGCACCUGAUGGGAAAGUUUCAGGGGCAGAAGUACGCCGGCGAUGGGCUUCCCCUCGACUCUUGCUCGGACAUGUUCGUCUACUGCGAAGAGGACAUGCCUCGCGACGAGUUCACGGCGGAGGCGUUCUUCAAGGGUUUCACGGAGGGGUGGACGGCCGCGGGCGGUGACGCGGCGGUGGGGAGCUGUCCCGUUCCCGAGCCGCACUUCGAAGAGGUCGAGUACCUCAUCGACCAGGGGAGCAAGCCUCGCGGCGACGCUGGCCAGUGCCGGCUCGGCUCGGAGCAGGAGGUGCAAGGCGUCGUAGGCAAGGUGGACGAGUGGACGCGGCUGCUGAGGAGCAAGCUGCAGAAGCUGAAUGACGUGCUGGGCUGCUGCGACCGGUCGCUGUGUCCCGCGGACCACCCGGAGGACCAGCCGUGCACACUGAUGGACAUGCCUCACGUGUGGGACGAGGAGCACUGGUACGUUACUUUCACGGGACCCGUCUACGCCGGCAAGUACUUCUCGGAGUGGUUCCUCCUCAACUACCUCAACGGCAUGGAUGUCGCCUGGGGUGAACUCAGCGAGGAGGACGUGAUGGACCUGGCCGCCUUCGUGACGGAGUACCGACACUUCGAGUUCGAUCUGCUGGCGGCGAGACCGUUCGGCAGCGCCCUCCUGAUGCACGUCGUGGCCGCCCUGGACCAGAUGGAGACAGGAGAAAACCUCGACGCUGUGGCCCACACCCCCGACGUGAAGCUGGUGUACUACGCGGCCCACGACACUAACCUCCUCUACCUGGCGGAGCUGCUGGACCUCAAGUGGGUAAGCAAGGGCUGGCAGCCGAACCACACCCCUCCCGGGGGCGAGCUGGUAUUCGAGGCGUACAUGGUGGACGGCGAGCUUAACGUGGCGGCGUUCUUCGACAUCGCCACUCCCAGCCAGAUCCGCGAGUUGACCGACUUGAGCCCGUCCAACCCUCCCGGCCGCGUGGCGAUCACCAUCCCCGGGUGCAGCCAGGGGGAGGAACUGCUGUGCCCCCUGUCCAAGCUGCGCGCGCUCGCCAUUCGCUCCGUGGACGCUGAGUGCAUCACCCCCCCGGAGCUUGUCGAGUACGUUUCCGAUUCGUGGGCAAAGGAUGCCGUCGUCCUACAGGCGGAGGCAGCGCAAGGGGGGGAUGACGACGUGGUUAUGCACGCGCGCGUGACGCCAAACAUGGGGCAGCUCCUGGUCGGACUCAUGAUGGGGCUGGCUGUCGGCGGCAUGGCGGCGUGGGGCCUUCGGUCGAAGGUUGGUGCGGCGGGGCUGCGCAACAGGGGGGGGGGUCGAGACGACGACAACGUCGAGCUCUUGCGAGACGGCGGGCCGUGACAAGCUUCGAGCCGCCCCUUGGGCGGUCGUGCCUCGCAGAACAACAACAACAUGAGUGGUCACCUCGAGGUGAUGCAGAGGCGCGAAGGCGGGGAAGGAGGGAGCCGUCGCAUUGCGGGAGGCCGGUCCGUUCGCUUUGGGAGAGGAGCGACGUGGGCAGCCAGAGGCCAGGACAAAAUAGCGUGACCGUUGGUUUGUUUGAGGCCGGGGUGAAAUGGACGGACGGCCAGUUUUGCGUUGCUGAGGCGGCCGCGCGGACGGGAGGGGCGGUGGUUUGCUGUUGCUUUUUUCGCAGGUCGGGUUUUCUUUUUAGGAUGCCUGCGUGCUGAUCAAGUUUGGCACGGCGCGGGCGAUGAUGGCUGCCUUUCAGCGACCAAGUUCGUGAUUCUUUCUCCACGGUAUUUAACCGUCGUGUGAAAAGAGUGGCCCGAAGUGACACGAUAGGUAUAACCUCUUAGAUAUUCUACAUGAGAGAACGGAAAAUAACAAAACUACGUCCCGCCGCGUGACGGAUCGAAUUUCGUGUGUUAUUCCGCUAGUUUGAUCCACUUGUACAAUCGUAUGUAUUUUUUUUUGUGUCGGCGGGGCGUGUGUCCGGAAAUUCAUCAAAUUUAUUUGUGAUUCGGCAUCAUACACAUUUUGGUGUUUCCAGGCACCAAGCAAGGUGCACAGGAA